Boleophthalmus pectinirostris (great blue-spotted mudskipper) is the source of this 1899-nucleotide messenger RNA. RefSeq names its product cilia and flagella associated protein 206 (gene cfap206). Gene Ontology annotation, biological process: regulation of flagellated sperm motility; sperm axoneme assembly; regulation of cilium beat frequency. Lineage: Eukaryota; Metazoa; Chordata; Actinopteri; Gobiiformes; Gobiidae. The record is from RefSeq and is a predicted model, not a curated record. Gene Ontology annotation, cellular component: ciliary basal body; axoneme. The coding region runs from base 16 to 1899 and encodes 627 amino acids. The transcript has 12 exons.
GACACAAAAAUCAAAAUGUCUCAAGCUCAGGCUGAAAACGUGAUUAGAAAUAUUAUCUGCGAGCUUGUUCAGCGCUGUGCCUCACAUGGACAUGAAGUGUCAGAGACGCUCGCUGCUUUCAUGAUUAAAGCAGUUGUACUGGAUCCUAAAAAUGGUUUUGAUGUGGAUUGCACACUGACCUCCCACGACGUACAGAAGCUCACUGAGAUCUGUCUGCAAAGACUCACAGAGAGGUGCCCAUUCCUGGACACUGUCAAGAUGCAGGUGUAUUUUGAUCUCAACUACACUACACGACGGGAGUUUGUGACAGAGAUCCAUCACGUGGUGGAGUCCAAGCUGAGCCCAUUGAGCCGAGAGAUCACAGACAGCAGAGUGAAGACACGCGACCAGGUCGAGACUUUGUACCACAAAAUUACCCACUACAUGUUGCUGCGCUCUGGCAUGGCCUCUCCCAGUGACACUGAUGCCCUACACCAGACCACAGCGGCCCUUCAGAGUGUCUUCCCUCAGACAGAACUGGGCUCCUUCAUGGCUUUGCUCAAAAGAGACAAAGAGCAGCAGCUCAAGGACCUGAGCAUGCUGGUGACGGGGAUCCGUCUCUUCAAUCACUUCAGCAUGGCCCAGGACCAGGUGGAGCUCAAUAUCCAGGACUUAGUGCCGGAGGUGCUGAGAGAGGUCCUUCCUGUGAGCCGUACAGCCCUGGAGCAGGAGCUGGAGGAAUGCGAGAGACUGGUGUGGAGAUACACGUGUGCCCUGGAGGCCUUCACUGAGCCUGGGACUGCCACACCAGCAGAGAGUGGGGUCUCCAUGGAGCUGCUCCGGCAAGCGCUUUACAAUGUCCGCCAGCACCAAGCCUUCCUCAACAUGCUAAUGGCUGAUGUGGGGGCAAGUGUCCAGAGGGUAGAGCUGCUGCAGAGCGAGCUCACAGCACAGUUACAAGUGCUUAGGGACACGGUGCAGUCCAAGAGAGCCGUACCUGCCGCACAAGUCUUUCCCAUGUUCCGGUCUGUGUCGCGUCUCUGGAGUGGUCUGCAGGACGAGGCUGAGCUGCUCCACAUCUUUAGGAACCUGGCAUUGAGUCUCCGCCCAUUUGUUUCAUCCCAAGCUCAGAUCUUCUCUGAAAGCAGCAUAGAUAGUCUCCUGCAGGAGUCAGAGAUCAAGAGUGACGCAGAAAGGAAGCGCUUAUGUGAAGAAAAGCCCAUAGACCCGGCGGAGGUGAGUGGUCCUGACACUGAAUGGUUAGUGCCUGAACAGCCCAACGACACAGAACUUCAGAAUGUGCAGUACAGCGGCUUCUGUGGACAUGCACUGGUGUCUCGGGAUGGACUGCUGCUGCCUGGUAACCCUCAAUUGGGCCUUUUGAAAUAUAAGGAGAAGUUGUAUGUGUUUAGCUCCAAAGACUCAGCGCUACAGUUUGCCUCAGCUCCAGAGCACUACAUAUCAGAGGUGGCAGAGAGAGCCAAACGCAGCCCAGAGCUCAUCCAACUGCUGUGCCUUCACCGACAGUUCUCCUGCGUCACCCCAUACACAGAGCUGCAGUCUGGAGAGCAUCUCCUGGUGCGGCCCAUCACUCGGAGCUCCAGUGGCACCCAGACCGACACUCACCCGGUGGAGAGCUACAUAGAUCGGGCAUACGAGUGGAACGAGUGGGCCUUGCGAAGGAAGGCGCUGAAGCUGGCUGAUAUCCUAAGCAAACAGACUCACUCAACUCAGACCAACUUGAGCCAUUUUAAGAGAGACAACUGCACUCAGACUUACCUCCACAAAGAUGCUGUGGGACAGACCACACAGGACGGAGAGAGCAAUGUGCCCAGGCCAUUGGUAUAUCUGUCUGGACUACGGGGACAGAGAGGUGGGCACAUGGUCAGAGUGGACCUGACCAGAGCCUUGGAUGAAUGA